This is a messenger RNA of Panicum hallii, 1064 nucleotides long. RefSeq lists its product as uncharacterized. NCBI's taxonomy places the organism in Eukaryota, Viridiplantae, Streptophyta, Magnoliopsida, Poales, Poaceae. The record is from RefSeq and is a predicted model, not a curated record. Bases 125 to 526 code for a protein of 133 amino acids. The transcript has a single exon.
GCACAUUCACUUUGCCUUCGCUUUUAGCCUCCGUGCUGUAACUUGCAAGGGACGUCGAGGCGAGGAGGGGGUGUACAAGAACAGAGCUCGCCCGCCGCCGGAGGAGGAGGCCGGGCACGGGCGGAUGGCGUCCAGGUGCUUCUUCCCCAGGGACGCGGCCGCGGACGCCCGGCACCAGUCCAAGGCGGCGGCGGCGGCGCUCGAGCAGCUGCACCACGGCGGCCGCCUCCUGUCGCGCGAGGACGUCGGCGGCGCGGUGCGCGUCAAGAUCGUCGUCAGCAAGCGCGAGCUCAAGCAGAUGGUCGCGGCGCUCGGCGACGGGGCCGGCGCGGUGACCGCGGCCGCGGCGGCCACCGGCGAGCGGCACCGGCAGCGCGCGGCGGGGGGUGCCGGGCCGGGCGCGGAGCAGAGGCUGCAGUCGCUGCGGCGGCGCAGCAUGCGGCGGGCGGCCGAGGCGGCGCGCCGGAUGCAGGCGAGCGGGGAGUGGGAGCCCGGCCUGCAGAGCAUCCCCGAGGAGGUCUACUGACCGCCGGGCGCCGCUCCGCUAGUAGACGAACGGCGCCCGCUGAUGGCUAGUAAUCUCUUGACUAAUUAUGGGUUGGGUGCGUUUUGAUCACCGCUAAGUGCUAGAUGUAUGUGUACAGCGCUGUUUUGCUCCGGACCCUGCUUACCAUGGGCUCCAAUGGCUGCUUAAUCGUCCUCCUCCAGUUUGUGCAUUUUGCCCUGUGAAUUUUUUUUUGGUAUGAACCAAAAGGGGAGGAAAGAUCGAGAUGUGUUUUGGACCUCGGGUCACAAUGCAAGUGCUGAUGGCUGAUGAACUGAUCCCGAUUUCGGCAUCCACCCUGCUGUGAACCUGUGAUUUGAGAACGGCUGAUGGUGCGAGCAUGUUGUUCAGGGGAGUAGCAAGCUGCCAGGAUUGCUGCUGUUUUUUCUCUUGUCCGGCAGUGAGAUUUUACGGUGUCGCCAUGCUAUGCCACUGUGAUCCCGUGAGUGAAAUGGUGAACCGUGAAUCCGUCACAUGUACAUGUACUUUUUUUACUGUGGAGAAAUAGUUUACCCUGUUC